AUGAGCUAAUUCACUUUUAUGAAGAAAUAUAUAUAAAAAUAGACAUCUGAAACAAAAAUACACUGCGAACCUUUAAUAACUUUGACUAUUGAAUUGGAUGAAAAUAAAUAUAGUCAAAUCAAUAUUUAUGAAGAUUCUAAUCCUGAAAUAUUAGCAUCUAAUUUUGUUACAGACAAUUACUUAAGCAUGGCUUAUGUUGAACCACUCAAAUAAAAUAUUAUUUAACAAAUGUUAAUGUACGAUUAAAUGAAAGUAAAUACAUCCUUUAAUUAUAGAAACAAGAUAGAGAUAAAUAACCUCUUUCUUAAUGGGAAACUGUUAAAAAAUAGCAGUAGAAUAAAGAAAAUUAGCAAUCAACACCAACACGAAAUUAGCAAACUAAACGAUGUACUCCCGAAAAGAAUUUACAAAAUAAUUUAAAAUCUGAGAGAAAUAUAUCUAGAAAUAAAAGGUUUUAAACAGAAGAUAUGAAUAUUCAUGAGAGAUUAUAUUAAUAAGCUAAAUAAAUGAAUAACUUCAAAUAGUAGAAAAGAGAACACGAAUAAUAAUAAAAGCAAAAAGAUCCAAAUCUCACAUUUAAACCUAAAAUUAAUAAUAAUUACUCUGCUAAUAAAAGUAAGAGUCCUCAAUAGAAUUAAAAUUAAUUUUAUAUUUAGACUAAUUAGUAAAAACAAGUGUAAUUAAAAAGUCCCAGACUCAAUUAAUUGUAUUAAAAUAAAUCAUUUGAGUUCUUGGUUCCUAAAAAAGAGGUUAAAAUUUCUAUUUUGGAAAAUGAAGAGAGUGUUACUUAGUUACCAAAAACAUAAGAUUCUCCAAAUGUAUCAUUUUCUGAAGAGAGUUAGUUUAAAAACGAUAGUCCUUAUACUUCAGCCCAAGAAGAUAAUUAAUUAUAUCAAGUAACAAAAGAUUCAGAUGAAAGAACUGUAGCUAAAUUAUUCACAAUGAUUGAAUCAAAUAAUGUAGUCGAUGCACGAAAUAUACCAUAUGAGAAAUUUAAUUAUUAACUUAUAGUGGAGCUAAGAUUACAUUUUCAAAAAAAUGAUUUUAAGAUUAUGAAUUUUGAAGAGUUCAGUUAGAGUGUUAUAAAAAAUUCAAAACUAAUCAAAGUAUAUAUUUAUUGAAGUAUUAGUUAGCAGCAGAUUUUUUCAAAUAUGAAAAUAUUCAAUACUAAAAUAUUUGUUAUCGACAUUGA
Molecule: messenger RNA, 1192 nt
Organism: Paramecium sonneborni
Lineage: Eukaryota; Ciliophora; Oligohymenophorea; Peniculida; Parameciidae
Source: the annotation of a GenBank genome assembly